AAUUACCAACAAUGGCAACUUUACAUACAAGAAAACCAGAUGUCUAUACCAAACCAGAAUGUCCAUUCUGUAAUAGAUAUAAAGAGACUAACAUACACGUAUUUUUAUGCUCAGAAAAAGGAAAAAAUCUCAAAAUUGCACAAAUCCUCGAUACGCAACCACACGAUAGAUUUGAAUUCAAUGAUCUUUUAAGAGGACUAAUUUCCAAAUCUUUGUACAGAAUAAUCCGAAACAAAGUAAAUUCAGCAGAAAGAGGUAAACAAAUGAUUAUGGAUAUUUUCGCGACAUGGAAAGAUAUCUUACGUAAUAAUUGGAAGAAAAGAU
Molecule: messenger RNA, 324 nt
Organism: Diversispora eburnea
Lineage: Eukaryota; Fungi; Glomeromycota; Glomeromycetes; Diversisporales; Diversisporaceae
Source: the annotation of a GenBank genome assembly